AUGUAUCUGGUUCAAUCGUUCAGAAUCAAAGGAUCGGGAAAUUGUUGCAAAGAAGGUGCAUUUGAGCUUGGCUGCUCAGUUUGCCCUGUCGCAAUUAAGUACAAUAAAAUUUUCGUUGAUGCAUUCUGGAACAGCAGAAAGCAGUCCUUCACAAUGCAUCUGCUACAGCUUAUGACAUCAUGGGCUGUUGUUUGUGAUGUGUGGUAUUUGGAGCCCGAAAAUAUGAAGCCUGGGGAGACUGCCAUUGAAUUUGCAGAGAGGGUCAGGGACAUAAUUUCUGUUCGAGCAGGACUUAAGAAGGUCCCGUUAUUUCAGGCUAUGGAGUAUUUAUUAGUGUGUAGGGAGCAAGGAGGUAGUUCUUCACCAAGAGAGUUCUACAACUUUUUGACUAAAUUUCAAAAGGCAUCUAGAAAUUUUGCAAAACGGCAAUUGACAUGGUUUCGUAACGAGCAUAUCUAUCACUGGUUUGACGCUUCCAAACCCUUGGAUACUGUUCUAAACUUUAUUUGUGAUGCAUACCAUGACAAAAGUGGAAAUUGGGUUGUGCCUGAAUCACUGCAAAUGAAGAAAGAAUUGUCAAGCCGCUGAGAAGUGUCUGAACUAAAGAGCAACCGAACUAAGAACAUGCAUUUUAUCAGACAUGAAGAUUGUUCAGAUAUUCUAGACUGGAUACAGAGAACACAAGGCUGAAACAAUGAAUUGUCAUUUAAUAUUCACUUCCUUGGUGCUUGAUUUUUGCCAAAGCAUCUGAUAUGAUCAGACAGAACUAUACUUGAGUAGGGAUAAUCUUCUCCUUACCGGCCAAAAAAUCUCAUCACAGAGUUUGUUUCUUUGGAUAGGUUAGCUUUUAAGGCUCCAGCUUACUGCAGCUUUUAUGUUGAGUCCUAUAAUUCUUUUCUUGAGAUGAUGUCCCAAGUAGAUGGGCACGCACUAUAAUUCAUUUCUUGUUUAAAAUGUUGGCUUCAAUGAUUGGGAAAUACACCCUUUUUUGCUCUUGUAUUGGUUAGAUUUCUCAUUUGAUAGUUUGCAAUGGUUGUAUUUAACGACAUACUGUUCGUUUGGUAAAUGGACCAAAUGAAUGCACAAUCUAA
Rosa rugosa (rugosa rose) is the source of this 1091-nucleotide messenger RNA. RefSeq lists its product as uncharacterized. The transcript has 7 exons. Gene Ontology annotation, cellular component: endoplasmic reticulum. Gene Ontology annotation, biological process: triglyceride biosynthetic process. Bases 1 to 588 code for a protein of 195 amino acids. The record is from RefSeq and is a predicted model, not a curated record. NCBI's taxonomy places the organism in Eukaryota, Viridiplantae, Streptophyta, Magnoliopsida, Rosales, Rosaceae. Gene Ontology annotation, molecular function: glycerol-3-phosphate O-acyltransferase activity.